UCGCGGGAGCUGAACCCUCGCUGCUGUUGGGGCAGACUCCCAGCAGUUACUGCCCGGGGUAGGAGAGGCCCGUUGGGACCAGGGGUUCACACCCAGGAUUUCCGCUGCACUGCUGCGCGCUUGGCCGGUCCAGUCUUGCUGCGAGGCCCCCCUCCAAGGAGACCAGGUCCUCAGUUCCUGAGGGUUUACAAGCACCAGUGUAACUACCCAGAUAAUUCCAGCCUCUGUGAUCACAGAAGCGCUUCUUUGGUGAAGGUCGGAGAUGGAGGAAGAAGAACUGGAGAACAGGAGGAAAAGAAGAACAGAAGUUAAAAGGAAAAUGAUAAUCCUCUCAGUCUUGUUAUGUGGAGGUUUUGCCAUUCUUCUUUGGCUGAUGUUAAAAUUUCCGAGAAAAAUUGGAAUUAAAAUAAUGAAUAAGAAUUGCACAGAUGAUAUGAGGAUGUGUCCACCUGACUGGGACCUAAUCAUUCAAAAGUGUUUCUUUCAAUCUGAACAUGAAAUGACUUGGGUGGAGGGACAAAGACACUGCAGAAAAUAUUUUGCAUCUCUGGCCAAGAUCACCUCCUGGACUGAAAUGGAAUCUUUGGCAGACUAUCUGAAUUCCUCUACAUAUUGGAUUGGACUGAGGAAACACAAUUCGGACAACAUCUGGAGAUGGAUGGAUGGAAGUCACUUUAACAAUUGGUAAGCCUUAGU
Molecule: messenger RNA, 696 nt
Organism: Heterocephalus glaber (naked mole-rat)
Lineage: Eukaryota; Metazoa; Chordata; Mammalia; Rodentia; Bathyergidae
Source: RefSeq, a predicted model, not a curated record